This is a messenger RNA of Microplitis demolitor, 1708 nucleotides long. Its product is annotated as prion-like-(Q/N-rich) domain-bearing protein 25. The record is from RefSeq and is a predicted model, not a curated record. NCBI's taxonomy places the organism in Eukaryota, Metazoa, Arthropoda, Insecta, Hymenoptera, Braconidae. The transcript has 6 exons. Bases 8 to 1492 code for a protein of 494 amino acids.
CUUGGGAAUGUAUUGUAGACUAUUCACAGACUGUGAUCAGUACCUAUUUCAUUCAAACUGUUCUGAAAAGAAUGAAUGUGAAUGUUUUCGGGGUUAUCAUGCAAUAAACAAUGAAAAGUGUGUGGCAGGGUUUAACGUAGCAUGCCGUAAUGGAGAACGAUGUGCACCCAAAAACUCUAUUUGUGUCAACUUCAAAUGUCAAUGUGAACCUAGAUACGUUUAUCGUGAAUCUAAAUGUGUGCCAAAAUUUUUGGAAAUGCCCUGUGAAACGGAGAGAGAUUGUCAGGAAAUUAAAUUUUCAACAUGUUCGAAUGAUAAAAUUUGUGUUUGUAAAUCGAAUUACGGGGGACCUGAUUUAUUAACUUGCUCACCACUUAUAGGGGGUAACUGUUCAAAAAAUGAUGAUUGUGUCGCUCAAAAUUCUUAUUGUUUUAUUAAUAAAUGCCGAUGCAUAGCCAAUCAUUUUGCUUAUUCAAAUGAUCUAUGUACACCACUGUUACUAAAUAAAAUAUGCCAGAUUUCUAACGAUUGUGAACACAUUCCGAACUCGUUCUGUUCGAGGCAAAAAAAGUGUCAUUGUAAAGACAAUCAUAUUGCAAUAAAUGGCACAAAAUGUUUGCAGUAUCUAGGUCAAGUUUGUACAAAGAAUGAAUCGUGUACCACGACGAAUUCCAUUUGUAUUAAUAAUGAAUGUCAAUGCAGACCAAAUUUCAUCAAACAUUUAAAUGCUGAAUGUAUACCAGUACGAUUUAAUCAAUCGUGUAAUGGAAAUUCUGAUUGCCCACGCAUGGGACAAGAGUGUUCUAAUCAAAUAUGUGUUUGUAAAGAUAAUCAUAUUGCAUUGACGGGCACAAAAUGCGCACCAGUUUUAGAUGGUCAUUGUUCGAAAAAUAAAGAUUGCUACGUCAAAAAAUCAAUUUGUGUUGAAAAUAAAUGUCGAUGUGAUUUCAAUCACAAGCCGAAUUCAAAUUAUGAAUGUGAAGCCACUUCAUUGGGAAAAGUGUGUUUAACCGACACGGAUUGUCGAAACAUAAAAAAUUCAAAAUGUUCAGCAAGAAAUGUAUGUGCUUGUGAAAUAAAUUAUGUAGCGUUCGAUAAUUUGUUUUGUGUAUCGUCUUUAAAUGGAUUUUGUUCAGAUGAUAAAGACUGUUGUUCCGAUACGUUUCGUUGUUUUAAUAAUCAGUGUCAAUGCAAAACUAAUUACACAGCAGUGUCUGUUGAUAGAUGUAUUGAAACUCAUUUGCUUCGUUCUUGUACUACUGUUUUGGAAUGCAGUGAUUCAUGGCAUUCAAUCUGUUUACCCGAAGGAAAAUGUGUUUGUGCGUUGAAUAAUGUAGCACUCAGACCAUCAACAUGCCUGCCAACUUUAAACGGGUAUUGUUGGCAAGAUGAUCAAUGCAUGGCUGAGAAUUCUGCUUGCAUUGAUUUCAGGUGUCAAUGCAAACCAAAUUUCAUCGCUGUCGCGAAUAAUCUAUGCGUAUUAAUUAACUGAACUACAAUUUGAAUAGGAAUGGGCCUAAAAUACUAUUUUCAGACCUUGCUUUUUUAGAGUAGGUGUUCGUACCAUUGACAAUAAGCAUCCAUUGUAUUACUUAUUAAAAAUAACAAUUUGAUUAGAUAGAUUGUUUUUAUAGACGUUAGAAGUGGCAAUUUUAUUGCCUAAUAUAGAUUAUUUAAUUUACUGACAUUUAAAAACACUAUUAAUGUU